AUGGCCUCUAGCGAAAAUUCAGACUUCCGAAUGGAUUUCUCCGAUGAGACGGAGGAGCAGAGAGCUGCAAGAAAUUUAUUGUAUUAUCAACAACAAUCGUCAAAAAAUGUUCGAUCGCGGACAAACUCAACAUCGUCCCUAGAUUCGGACAAAAAACGUAAAUGUGAGAAUCAACCAGACCCAUUCAAACCGCCUCUUGACCCUAACACAGUGCGUGCAGAUCAAUCCGGUAAGAAGACAGGUAAAAAAGAAGUCAAACUCGUCAAAUACGAAAAUUCUAAUAAGGGAAAUUGCCCGGUUUUCUUACAGCGCGAUCCCAAAUCAAACGAUGCGUCGAAAGACCUGAAUCAUGUGUCAGUCGGUAAAAUCAUCCACAAUCUUUAUCCCGGUAAAGUUGUUGGAAUUUACCCAAGCGGUCGCGGAAAAGUCCGAGUUAUCAUGAAUGGUGGCAGAGCAGCCAACCAAAUUGUUUCUGAUCCGACUCUUAAAUCAAAAGGUCUAAUAGCUAUAAUCCCAUCGAGUUUCGUCACGUGUCAGGGAAUAAUUAACAAUAUCGGGCUAGACAUCUCCACGGAAGAGAUUUUAGAGAACGCGGAAAUUAUUGGUAACUACGGUAAGGAUUGUAAAAUUAUCAAUGCCCUGAGGUUUAACCGCAGAAAAAUUGACGAGAAAAACACAGUUACGUUUGAACCCUCUACCACCGUCCUUCUUACUUUUCAAGGAACUACCAUUCCAGAGCGUGUGUCAAUUUAUAAAGGUUCAUCUCCAGUACGCCCCUACAUUCCAGACCCACGCAUGUGCAUGAAUUGUCUGCGAUUUGGUCACAUAGCCAAACACUGUAGGUCAAAAACUCGAUGCCAACAAUGUGGCGGUUCAGCCCCCCACAAUGAUGAUACCAACCCUUGCACCAACGCGUCAGGCCCCCCAAGGUGUGCAAACUGUAACGGUCCACACAAACCUUCGUCAAAACAAUGUCCAGAGUUCACGUUUCAAAAAGAAGUUCGCUACUACGCAACUCAACAUAAAAUGUCCUUUGACGAAGCAAAGGAAAUCCUCAAACCAAAAAGAAACACUCGUCGCAUGGACGCUUUUAACUUCUCCGACUUUCCUGAUCUGGCAGAUCAACCUGCCCCUUCUUCAACCUUCACACAAAAUUCUAACCUCCAAAAACGUUUAUUCUCUCAAGCGACAACAGUUCACAACAACCAUUCUCAACAGACAACAAACAAAGCACCACACUCUCACACAAACCGAACACCAAAAAACUCUUCUUCUUCAACCUUCUUCGCUGCAAACUGGAACAAUGGCAGAUCCGAGAUCUCCAUGCCUAACGGUUUUGCUCUUUCGAAUCCUUCAUCUACCUCUCCUUCUCCUACCCCGACUCAAUCACACACACCUAACUCUGACACCCAGAUCGUAGAAUCACUCAAUUCUUUCCUCUCACUACUAAAAACACAUAUCACUCACAUUUCUUCCAACUCUUCACCAGAAAUUACGAAACAAAAUUUAGAAACUCUCUCUAACAUUACGACUAGCCUCCAUUCUUUGUUAGCUCUUCCAGCCCACAAAAAUGGCUAG
Leptopilina heterotoma is the source of this 1578-nucleotide messenger RNA. RefSeq lists its product as uncharacterized. Bases 1 to 1578 code for a protein of 525 amino acids. The record is from RefSeq and is a predicted model, not a curated record. NCBI's taxonomy places the organism in Eukaryota, Metazoa, Arthropoda, Insecta, Hymenoptera, Figitidae. The transcript has a single exon.